AUGGUCGGGCUGGUCUUUUUCAGUAUAUUCGCUCUCCUUGCUUCCACUGGUUCUGCGUACGACGUCAUUCGAGAGUACUCUGGGAGUACCUUCUUUGAUGGAUGGGAUUUUUACGGCGCCCCCGACAACCUGACACUUGGCAAUGUCACCUGGCUCUCCGAAACAGAUGCCAUUAGCCAGGGGCUUGCAUAUGUGAAUAACCAAGGCCACGUCAUCCUCAAGGUGGACAACACGACCAACGUGACAUAUGGCCAAGAACGAAACUCCGUACGAAUAACAACUCAAGACGCAUAUGAACUUGGCAGCUUUGUGGCUCAUAGAUGUAAACCAUAUCCCUUACGGUUGUUCGGUGACGGUCAUCUCGCAUCUGGGAAGCGUCCCAAAUGGCCCGACGAUGGCGAGAUCGAUAUAAUAGAAGGCAUCAAUCUCAUGACGUAUAAUCAGAUGGCAAUUCACACUACGGCGGGUUGUACACACUCGGGAUCGGUUGGUCAGCUCGGCACAAAUGGACUAACUACCGAUUGUUCCCAGCCGUCGGGGUGCACCGUGAUAGAAACCUUGCCAAACAGUUUCCAAAGCGGAUUUGCUGCUUCUGGGGGUGGAGUUUGGGCAACAAGAUUCGACACUACAGGCAUUUAUAUCUGGUUCUGGAGUCGACCAGACAUUCCACUGUCUAUAAGCCAAGCCACGUCUACUUCGUCGCUCGAUUUAUCAGACUGGGGAACUCCUCACGCAAAUUUUUCUUCCUCGACUUGCAAUAUGAUUGCAUUUUUCACACCUCAAAAUCUCGUGCUCGACAUUACUCUGUGUGGUGAUUGGGCGGGUUUGAGCUGGGAUUAUGACCCGACAUGUGGGAGCUCUGGUCCAACAGGGUUAUGUUAUAACGACUGUGUUGUUGGUCCAGGAAGCCCGCUUUACGACACUGCCUACUGGGAUAUUUCAUACAUUCGUACCUACACGAGCAGUGUUUCUACCCCAUCUCCCUCUGGGUCUCCAGCAUCCUCAUCCUCGUCUGCUACUCGAACUAGCACGACUGCGACUAGCAUAUCCUCAGCUGCUUCUACAGACACCAACAUCGCGGACACUCCACCCUUCCUACAGCCAAUAGGGUCAGGCGAACCUCAUGUUGCCCCCCGCGUGUCGUGGAGAAUGGCGCUUGUUUACGGUCUGAUCAUAGUUGUAUCUUCUGCGCCGUGGUAA
This is a messenger RNA of Pisolithus orientalis, 1200 nucleotides long. RefSeq names its product glycoside hydrolase family 16 protein. The record is from RefSeq and is a predicted model, not a curated record. The transcript is spliced from 8 exons. The coding region runs from base 1 to 1200 and encodes 399 amino acids. Gene Ontology annotation, biological process: glucan catabolic process. NCBI's taxonomy places the organism in Eukaryota, Fungi, Basidiomycota, Agaricomycetes, Boletales, Pisolithaceae.